Iphiclides podalirius (scarce swallowtail) is the source of this 1542-nucleotide messenger RNA. The record is from the annotation of a GenBank genome assembly. NCBI's taxonomy places the organism in Eukaryota, Metazoa, Arthropoda, Insecta, Lepidoptera, Papilionidae.
AUGCAGGAGGCAGAGGAAUGGGUGCGGCGACAGAGCGGGCCCUUGGUAAAUCCAUCUUUCGAGCCUGACGAUUUCGUGCCCAGCAGUUUGUCGCCCGUCAAGGACGAAAAGAGACCGCCAGGGGCAGAUAAGGGCAUCUUCCUGGUUAAUAUGAAAGAAAAGAACUUGCAAGAAGUUGAAGAGUAUGAACCAUACGAUAAUAGAGUCGUGGAGCAUCCAACCACCAACACAGAGACGCUCCUGCACCUGCUAAAGGGCAGCUUGGGGACGGGUAUCUUGGCCAUGCCGCACGCCUUCUCCAAGUCCGGCUACGCAGUGGGGGCGAUAGGCACCGUCGUAAUCGGGGUGCUAUGCACUUACUGCAUCCACGUGCUGAUGGACUCUUGCUACGUGCUGUGUAAGAGGCGCAAGGUGCCCUCGCUGACGUACACUGCGGCGGCUGAGGCGGCGCUCUCCGAGGGCCCCGAUUGGUGCAAGGCCUGCGCUCCAUACGCCGCGCACGUGGUGAACGCGUUCCUUCUCGUGUACCAAAUCGGCACCUGCUGCGUCUACGUGGUGUUCGUCUCGGAGAAUAUCCAGUUCGUACUGAAGAACCAGUUCGGCCUUCACGUGAGUGUAACCGAGGUGAUGCUGUGGAUCUUGCUGCCGCUGGUGCUCAUCAACUGGGUGCGCGAUCUCAAGUACCUCGCGCCCUUCUCCGCUAUCGCCAACGCAGUCACCAUCGUCAGCUUCGCAAUCAUCCUCUACUACAUAUUCAGAGAAACGCCGACGCUCGAGGGCAAAGUGCCCGCCGGAAAGAUCGGUGACUUCCCUCUAUUCUUCGGAACGGUCCUCUUUGCGUUAGAAGCUAUCGGCGUGAUCCUGCCGCUCGAGAACGAGAUGAAAACACCGAAAGAUUUUGUGGGUAAAUUCGGUGUUCUCAAUCGUGCGAUGAUCAGCAUCAUUAUCUUGUACGUGGGCAUGGGGCUAUUCGGAUACUUGCAGUACGGGAACGCGGCAGCGGGCAGUAUCACUCUCAAUCUGCCCUCCCAGACGGAAACGCUGGCGAGCGUGGUUCAGUGCCUGCUGGCGUUCGCGAUCUUCAUAACGCACGGGCUGGCGUGCUACGUGGCGAUCGACAUCCUGUGGGGCGAGUACGUGGGCACGCGGCUGCUUAACUCCUCGAGGCGCACGCUCUGGGAGUACGUGCUGCGGACUCUCGUCGUCUUGCUCACAUUCGGUAUCGCCGCCGCCGUUCCCGAGCUGGACCUGUUCAUAUCGCUGUUCGGCGCGCUGUGCCUGUCCGCGCUGGGGCUCGCGUUCCCCGCCUUCAUCCAGAGCUGCACCUACUGGUACUACGUGUCGGACUCGGAGCGCGUGCGGAUGAUCGUGAAGAACGUGAUAGUGGUGCUGUUCGGCGCGCUGGGCCUCGUCGUCGGCACCUGGACCUCGCUCGAGGGCAUCAUAAUCAAGUUCUCCGCGCACGCGGCCCACGUGGCCGACGCGGCCGACGCGGCGACCGCCAACGCCACGGAGGCCCACAACUACACGGCCUCCGCGCCC